This is a messenger RNA of Silurus meridionalis, 3300 nucleotides long. It is a transcript of the gene ankrd13d, whose product is annotated as ankyrin repeat domain 13 family, member D. Gene Ontology annotation, cellular component: cytoplasm. Lineage: Eukaryota; Metazoa; Chordata; Actinopteri; Siluriformes; Siluridae. The record is from RefSeq and is a predicted model, not a curated record. Bases 995 to 2881 code for a protein of 628 amino acids. The transcript is spliced from 16 exons. Gene Ontology annotation, molecular function: protein binding.
GGUAGUGAGAGCUGAUACCUUGAUGCGCAUUAACACACACACACACACACUGAUGUGAAAGCGACGUGUGUGAGAGAAAUAAGUGGUUUCUUUUCGGGGUGGACGUGCACGGAUGCGGCUCUGUGCUUUCCCGGAUCAGAUGGUGUCGACUCGCCGAUGUGGUCCGGAGGCUACCCGGGGUGCUGCGGCUCUGCUGGACGCCAGGAUGCUCCUCUGAGCUCCGGGGGAGAAAUACACACAUCUGUGCUUCCUCCAGCUCUCUUUACAUGGAUGCCGAGGGAAACUAGGCCGCCUCUUGCACGUUUUUAAUGCUUGUCUUCUGGGCUUUUUUUGCGACACAAAUUUCCAAACGACUCCAGUCUAAUGACCUGUUCAUAUUUAAUAUAUAUCUGUUUCUAAACGCGAGUUUAUCUCGAAUCAAAUUAGCCGACCUAGCAUGCUCUUCGUGCUAGUUCUAACUAGCAUGCACAGCCAUAUAGAGACAUCUUUUGCAUGAAAUAUUUGCUUUAACCUUUUUUUUUUUUUAAAGAAAUACAUCAUUCGACUGAUAAUAUUUGAAGUGAUUAAGUGAGCUAACUUGCUAACUGGCACCAUUUGGUGCUUUCUUUGACCUGUCAAAUGAGAUUCCCCAUAAACAGCUAGUUUACAAAUCAAUUUUUUUUUACAUAUUAAUAUUACAAAAUUUGACCUAAGUAGAUAUCUGGCUACAUUAUAGGUACCAACUAUCCCUGGAAAACCUGACAAUAAAGCUGGAUUAUAGAUUCUUCAGGCUUAAUGGAUGACAGGAAGAAGAAUUGACUGGGUUUCCAGUAGAAUGUAUGGUCCUGAUGGAGUUUCAAGCAGAUCCUAAGGAAGAAGGAAGAAGGGUUUGUCUGUAGGUUUGCAGCUUUGAAUGCAGCAAAUAAUUUUUCAGGCAAUUAUUCCUCUGUGCAGGCGAAUAGGAAAGGGAAAAAUCUGGACUUGAAUCAUUGGUUUGGACAAGCAAGCUAAAAAAAUGGCACAUGAGGCGUUUCCAUUGCAUUAUCUUGUCUGGAACAAUCGGUACCUGGAGCUGGAUAGAGAGCUGAAGAAAAGUCAGCAGGACAUGGAGUGUUUAGAUCCACGUGGACGGACUCCACUUGAAUUGGCGGUGUGCCUCGGCCACGUGGAGUCCAUGCGUGUGCUGCUGAGACACAAUGCCGAUCCUACACGCGGGAGUGCACGAGGAUGGACAGUGUUGCAGGAAGCAGUAAGCACAGGAGACCCUGAGCUCGUGCAGCUUGUUCUCCAGUACAGGGAUUUCAGACGAGCAACAGAGAGAUUAGCUGGUAUUCCUGAGCUUCUCAGCAAACUGCGAAAGGCUCGAGAUUUCUACGUGGAGAUGAAGUGGGAGUUUACGAGCUGGGUGCCUCUGGUGUCGAAAGUGUGUCCGAGCGACGUGUACCGCGUGUGGAAGAGCGGCUCGUGUCUGCGAGUGGACACCACUUUACUGGGUUUUGAGCACAUGACCUGGCUCAAGGGCCGCCGCAGCUACAUCUUCAAGGGUGGAGACGGAGGGGCAAUGGUGAUGGAGGUGGACCAUGAGAAGCAGGUGGUGUACACAGAGCCACUGUCUCUGUCUCCUCGCGACACACCGUCCCUCCUUGCCGCCAUGCUUCCGUCGCAGGAGAGCACAGCGCAGCGUCUCACCUCUCCCAUCGUCUCCACACACCUCAACACACGCAACAUCGCUUUUGAGAGGAACAAGUCCGGGAUAUGGGGUUGGCGCUCAGAGAAGAUGGAGAUGGUCAGCGGAUAUGAGGCAAAGGUGUACAGUGCCACUAACGUUGAGCUGGUGACCCGCUCUCGAACCGAACACCUCUCUGAUCAGGACAAGUCCAGGUGCAAAGGAUCCAGAACUCCUCUUCAGUCUUUCCUUGGAAUUGCAGAGCAGCACGUGUCAAAUAACGGGAGUCAGGUAUUGCAGUGUGCAAGUCCUAAUAACCCGACAGCCAUCACGGCCGAGGAGUACUUUGACCCAGAGUUUAAUCUGAACGGCAGAGACAUCGGCAGGCCCGUCGAGCUCACCAGCAAGGUGCAGAGGUUUAAGGCUACGUUGUGGUUAAGCGAAGCCCACCCUCUAUCACUGGCUGAGCAGGUGACGCCCAUUAUUGAUCUCAUGGCUAUUUCUAACGCUCACUUCGCUAAACUGCGGGAUUUCAUCACCCUGCGUCUGCCACCUGGCUUCCCCGUGAAGAUAGAGAUCCCUCUCUUCCAUGUCCUGAAUGCACGGGUGACCUUCAGUAACCUGUGUGGCUGUGAUGAGCCGGUCAGUUCGGUUACUCUGCACUCGCCUGAAGGAGCCCCUGAUGCAGGUCAGAACACUCCCCCCCUGAACUGCGAGGUGGACCCGUCGGUGUUCGAGCCUCCGGCUGAUUACACGAUGCUCGGUCCAGGUCGUAACGAGCCGCUGAGAGAUGAGGACGAUAACCUGCUGCAGUUUGCCAUUCAGCAGAGUUUGCUGGAUGCAGGGACAGAAAGCGAUCAGGUGACCAUAUGGGAGGCUCUCACUAACACACGUCCAGUGUCUUCUCAGCCUCCGCUUUACGAGGAGGACUCCCAGCUUGAGCGGGCGAUCCAUGAGUCCCUGUCUCUGUCGCUGUCUGGGGGAGAAAGCGGAGACGGUCCUGCUCCGACUUCACCAGGUUCCUCACCCGACCCUGCCCUCAACUCUCCACCUUCCUACAACUCACUGGUUGAUUCGCGGGUAACCGGGGCGUUUGCCGUAGCGAACAGCUUCGACGAGCAGCUGCGUCUGGCGAUGGAGCUUUCGUGCAGAGAGCAGGAAGAGCUAGACAGGAAAAGAAGAGAAGAAGAGGAGGAGCUUGAAAGGAUAUUACAGCUGUCACUCACAGAAAAGUGACCACACUAACAGUAUCGAAAGGCUUAAUUUAUUAUUUGCGCUUUUUUUCCCUGCAGUGUUAAAUUAUUAUUAAAGAUUCGUGCUUCUUUUUUUUAUUGGAAAUGACACAGGGCUCGAUCAAGAGAGAGAGAGAGAGAAAUGGAGGAAACCAGGAUAUAAAAACAAAAGCAAAAGAAUGAAUAACAUCAAUCCAUGAGCAUAUGAGCAUUGCAAGACAACAUCCAUGAUAUCCUCUCAAUCUCUGCCGUCAUUCCGAGUGAAAGUUUUCCAACUUUUCUGUUUAUUCUAUGUGAAUAUAAAAUAACUAUGGCGAAGCAUAAGGUGAUAAAAAAAUAUAUUGCAUAAAAUGAGUUAAACAUGUUGGCUAAAAAAGACGUAUGAAGAAUUAUUAAAUGUAAAACACUUUCACAACCUCAAAA